Paramisgurnus dabryanus is the source of this 1928-nucleotide messenger RNA. It is a transcript of the gene bmp2b, whose product is annotated as bone morphogenetic protein 2b. Lineage: Eukaryota; Metazoa; Chordata; Actinopteri; Cypriniformes; Cobitidae. The record is from RefSeq and is a predicted model, not a curated record. Gene Ontology annotation, cellular component: extracellular region. Gene Ontology annotation, molecular function: cytokine activity; growth factor activity.
CGGCGCGCGACGCACUCGGAGAUGACGCUCCCAUACAGCGACUGCUCAAGCAGCGACAGAAAACUUCACAAACUUAAAAAAUGACACAUCCAGGAGCCUCUGCUGUUUCGCUGUCGGGUUUGGGAUUGCUGCCGUUGACCUGAGCAUUUGCCCAUUUUAUUUUAAAGUUGUGCUAAAGUUGCGUUUGAAGUGUUGCACGAGUAUGAACAAGAAGAGGCGAGCAGAGUUGCUGCGACUCUCUGUCGUGGGAUAAAAAAAUCGUUUGUGGAUUAAAACGCGAAUUCAUGAGGAAUUUAAGAGACGACGAGAACGAAGACCGGGCACAGCGCUUGCACCCUCGGAACUGACUGAUCAUGGUCGCCGUGGUCCGCGCUUUCACGGUGCUGUUGCUCGGUCAGGUGUUGCUGGGAGGUGCCGCUGGACUCAUUCCGGAGAUCGACCGACGGAAAUACGGUGAUUCGGGGAGACACGCGACGGAGCGCACCGACACAACCUUCCUGAACGAGUUCGAGCUUCGUCUGCUAAAUAUGUUUGGACUCAAGCGAAAACCCACACCGAGUAAAUCGGCCGUGGUCCCUCAAUACAUGCUGGACUUGUAUCAUAUGCACUCUGAAAGCGAUGACCCGCACGCACGGCGCCCGAGGAGCGCAAUGGGGAAGCACGCGGAGCGCGCGGCGAGCAGGGCGAACACAAUCCGAAGCUUUCAUCACGAAGAAGCUUUGGAGGCACUGUCCAGUCUGAAGGGAAAAACGACACAACAGUUUUUCUUCAACCUGACCUCCGUUCCCAUCGAGGAACUUAUCGCGGCCGCGGAGCUGCGAAUUUUCAGGGACCAGGUCCUCGGCGACGCCUCCCCGAGCAACGGCACCAGCGCGGGGGGCUUCCACCGUAUAAACAUUUACGAGGUGUUCAGGCCAGCACUGGAACCCUCCAAAGAACCCCUUACUAGACUUCUUGACACCCGCUUGGUGCAGGACUCUCACACGCGCUGGGAAAGCUUCGACGUGGGCUCCGCCGUGGCGCGCUGGGCGAGUGACUCCCGGCACAACCACGGCCUCCUGGUGGAGGUGCUCCAUCCGGAGGAGACGGACAGCAACCGGAGGAGACACGUGAGGGUGAGCAGAUCCCUUCACGCUGAUGAGGACUCAUGGGCGCAGGCCCGGCCCCUGCUGGUGACGUACAGUCACGACGGUCAGGGCACCGCCGUCCUGCAUUCGAACAGAGAGAAGCGACAGGCGCGGCGAGGGCCAAAGCAGCGCCGGAAAAACCACCAGCGCACUAACUGCAGGCGGCACGCCUUGUACGUGGACUUUAGCGACGUGGGCUGGAACGAGUGGAUAGUUGCACCGCCCGGCUACCACGCUUUCUACUGCCACGGUGAGUGCCCCUUUCCGCUGUCGGACCACCUCAACUCCACCAAUCACGCCAUCGUCCAAACGCUGGUGAACUCGGUCAAUUCCAACAUACCCCGAGCCUGCUGCGUACCCACAGAACUCAGCCCAAUAUCUCUCCUCUACCUGGAUGAAUACGAGAAAGUCAUCCUAAAAAACUACCAGGACAUGGUGGUAGAGGGCUGCGGGUGCAGAUGAGAGCUAAUUCUCCCCAAUGAAGACUUUUAUUUAUGCAACAGAGCUAUUUUGGAGGAAGAAAAAUAUAUAUGAAUAUAUUUAUGUUGACCGAGAGAAAUGGGAAAAUAAAUAUUUUAAUGAGAUCGCUCACUUUUUCCAGUGGUUUUGAAGAUGUUUUUUUUCCCAUGUACAUUUCAAAACAAGUGCAAUGGCACAUGAAGUAUAAUGCUAAGAUUUUUAUGACAUAUUUAUUGCAUAACCACUUUAUUUGUAAAUGAUGUGUAUUUAUCAUGAAAAAAUAUAUGAUCUUCAUUCAGCGAGCAUCUGGAAAUACAUUAUUUGAAACAAAAAAAUAAAACC